AUGCCGAAAUCCACUGGUAAAGCCCAUCAAAUGUUUCCCCAUCUCUCACGGAGUAAGCCCAGAUCGCCUCUCGAGGAACCAGCUUCCGAGACUAGCUCAAAACGUGAUGCAAAGCAUGGGUUGUUCGUCCUGGUGGAUAAACCUCCAGAACAGGGUGAUGGUAUCGAUAUUGUAGCGGUACACGGCCUAAACGGGCAUUACAGCAAGAUAUGGACCGCAGAACCUCCUAAUCCAGAUCGGCGUAGGAACUGGCUCCAAGAAGAUCUUCCCCAGACGGUUCCGAGUGCGCGAAUCAUGUCUUUCGGCUACGACUCUGCUGUGUUCAGCAAGUCCGUCGCUGACAUUGGCGACUUCGCUGAGCUGCUCCUUCAAGAGCUGCUGGCUAAGCGAGGUCAACCAGGAGAGCAAACUCGGCCGCUUCUCUUCCUCUGCCAUAGCCUUGGUGGGAUUGUUCUCAAGAAGGUACCGUAUAAUUUUGUGCAAGUAACCUUUUUGACAUGUUGUAGCAUUUGCAUGAUGCUGAUUAUGCUUUCGCUGUAUGCUUUAGUCCGUGCUAACGAGCGUAACUUCUAUAAAGAGAUCCUUAGCUGCGUUCAGGGGGUCGCUUUCCUCGGCACUCCUCAUCAGGGGUCGGAAGCUGCAAACUGGGCUCAGAUCUUAGCUAACAUGCUCGACGUCAUGUCUUUCAAUUCGAACAUGAAUACAGCGCUUCUAGAGAACCUACAAGAACAGUCCGAUGUGUUGUUUAAGAUUUCCGAGUCCUUCGUAGAUCGGUGCGACAAGCUUCAGAUCGUGAGCUUCUACGAAACUCGCGAACUUUCUGGAACAAAUGUUGUAGUCGUGCCGAAGAAAUCGGCUUUGCUGCUCAGAUCAAACGAGACUCCUGUCCCUCUGAAUGCGGACCAUCGGUCUUUAUGUAGAUUCCCAAAUACGGAAGAGGAUCAAGGAAGAUUAGAACUGGUUCUAAGCAACCUCAAAUACUUAGGCAACGAAAUGGUUUCUAAAGAUGAGAAGAAGGUGAUGCUACGCUUAUCCAUUGCAGAGAAAAACAUGGCUUUGCAACAACUAUACCCUGGGGACUAUGAGUCUUUCAAAGAUUUUAACGUCACUCGGACUCCAGGGACUUGUGAGUGGUUACUGAAGCAUAAUCAAUACGAAGAAUGGAGGCACGGGCGCCGACAAUACGUUUCUCUGGGCGACGCUGCUGCGGGACAGGCCUUGACGAUAGAGGAGAUGGGCGUUAUCCUAGCCGUGAAGCGGUCCCAUAGGACUUUGGAGGACGUCGAAGCGGACAUACAGCAUCCCCAAGAGGACUACAUCAAAGCCCUGUGCGGCCAUUUCGUCAGGUUCAUCGACGGCAAGAUAUAUUAUGUCCACCAGACAGCUAGAAAGUUUCUUCUUUCGCGAGCGAGCGAAAACAGCGUCACGGGAGAUACAUGGCAGCACACGAUAACCCUGGCCGAGUCCAACAAAGCUUUAUUCCAGACCUGCGCCACAUAUAUGAUCUGUGGGGACAGAAGCGGUUGGGAUGCGGCGCCUCGAAAACGAGAAGCCGAGCAUGUCUACGAAAGUUGUAACGACGCUGAGACGAUACCGCCCCAGAACUCCCCCAGGCCGUCGUUCAAAAGGUCUGUGUACCGGAAGGUUUUCCAACAAUUCGUAUAUAAUGACCACAAGCCACUCUUCCCGCCCGGGGAGUAG
Molecule: messenger RNA, 1701 nt
Organism: Daldinia caldariorum
Lineage: Eukaryota; Fungi; Ascomycota; Sordariomycetes; Xylariales; Hypoxylaceae
Exons: 4
Coding region: 1-1701 (566 amino acids)
Source: RefSeq, a predicted model, not a curated record